AUGGAACAUGCUAAAUUUUGGCAAGAAUUUUUUCAACUUUAUAAAGAACUGCCUGCUUUGUGGCGUGUCAAGAGUACCGAAUAUUCUGAUCGUGCCUUAAAGUCCAAUUGCUAUUUACAACUUAUAAGAAAACUAAGAGAAGUUUACCCGGAUGCAGACAGGGAAAUGGUAGUGAGAAAAAUUAAUAACUUUCGUACCUCAUAUAGAAAAGAAUUGAGGAGAUUGAAAGACAGCCAAGAAGUUGGUAGAGUUUAUAAGCCCACAUUAUGGUAUUUUGAUUGUUUAUCAUUUUUGGACGAUCAAGAUGAAAGUGUGGCAGGCAGAUUGGUUUACGAAGAAGAUAGUAUAGAAGAGAAAAAACAUACAACCAACCAAACUAUUAUUUCGAGUCCAACAAAACACCAGCAGUUGCCUACAAAACGUUAUAUUGAACAUAAGCACAGUGAUGAGGAAGUGAAUUUACCUACUACAUCAAAACGAAGAAAGAAAAUUGUCCUCCGUAAAACCCAACAACCCAUUAAACUGACUUAUGAGGAACAAAAACAAGCUCAAAUUGAUGCCGAUAUUUUGGCCAAAUCAUGGGCAGUACAAUAUAAAGAAAUGCAAGGAAAUCAAAAAUUAAUUGCAAGAAAAAUAAUAUCUGAUAUUCUAUUUCAUGGCUGUAUGGGAACGCUGAAUAUGUCUCAUACUAUUGAUAUACAAGAUAUAUUACUGAGAAAUUCGAACACUGCUACACAAUCAAAUUUGCAGUCCCAGUCGCCCAGGGAUUCAAAUAGCUCAUUUCGUUAUGCUGAACAAGAAUACUUUAACUUUGAGACGGUUAGGGAAUCAUCUAUAGCAUAUAAUAGUUCCAGUCCAUCUAUGUCACCCACAAGGAAUGCUGCUUCAGAAAUACCAGUCCAUGAUAUUAAAUUUGAGGUGCCUUAAUGUGUUAGACAAAUUUAACGAUCGCUUUUUUAUGCGAUUUUGUAAAUGUUCAUUAUAUUUAGUUUCUAGUUAUUUACUUUAAAUUCUUCAAUAAUGUUAAAUAUUUGAGACUUUAAUUUUUAAAUAUUAGAUUUACAUAACUUCAAGUUAUUGAAAUCAUGAUGUUAGUUAUAAACUUAACUAUGAUCAGUAAUUUGAAAUAAAAAUUU
This is a messenger RNA of Calliphora vicina (urban bluebottle blowfly), 1136 nucleotides long. RefSeq lists its product as uncharacterized. The record is from RefSeq and is a predicted model, not a curated record. The transcript has 3 exons. Lineage: Eukaryota; Metazoa; Arthropoda; Insecta; Diptera; Calliphoridae. Bases 1 to 927 code for a protein of 308 amino acids.